UUAUUGUUAUAUUGAAUGUAUAAAACCAGUGCGAUUUAGUAGACUGAUGUAUUUGAGCCGUCUAUUGAGGAGAGGAGGAAGCUUCUCUGACCUGAAAUUUAUGCGGCCUUGGUUCGUCCUGCUCAGUUCAAGCCGUUCAAGGGUAAACCUUGCCUUGAGCUGUAAACAAUUUUGUUAUUUAUAUUUAAUAUAUAGUGCGCUUGCAUAUCAGGUUAUACAACGCGAUGGAAAAGGAGAGUAUAUUUAUAGAAAGGCUGGUGGCCCCCCUCAACAAAAAGGAGCGCUUGAUCUCCUUCUACAAGGAACAAAAAUUCGUAGAUUGCACUUUCAAAAUAAACGGAACCCAAGUAAGAGCCCACAAACUCAUACUGGCCUGUUGUAGUCCGGUUUUCGAGAAAAUGCUUUACGGAGAAAUGGCCCAGGAUGAAAUAAUGCUGUGUGAUAUAAGUGUAGAAGAAUUCAAUCAAGUGCUGGAACACAUGUAUACUGAUGAUAUCGAAAUUCAUUCCAUGACGAAUGCCUGGAGUCUCUUUUAUGUUGCAAACAAGUACCUGCUGGAUGAUUUGAUACAGGUUUGCCUCACUUACAUUCGAAAUAAUAUUACUAUGAAUAGCCUCUCUCUAACCUAUGAAUACGCUGAAAUGUAUGAUCUUCUCGAUAUAAAAAAAAAGUGUCUAGAUGAUAUGGUUAACUACACGGAGGGCUUAUUCAUUGGGGACUAUCACAUGAAACCAACUACUCUGAGGGCAAUUCUCCAAAAAGUUGAUGCCGACGGAGAACGUCUGUUGAAUUUACUUGCAAAAGUUAUAAAUUGGUGCAUUGUAGAAUGCGAGUUACGGAAUAUUCCAUCUUCUCCCAACAACAUUAAAGGAAUUCUCGACAAAGAAAAUAUUCUAGAGUUCUUUCAAGUGAACCCUCUAGAAUAUUCCAGGUGUCCGGAGUGUCAUUAUCCUCUGAACGAGGGCUUAGACGAAGUAGUGAAGAAAACUAUGAAAUUACUGUAUGAAGUACUGAUAUGGUGCAAGGAAGUUUACAGGAAAUGUACUCCCAAAUCCAUUCCCAAGACUUGCCGUAUGCGGAACGAGUUCAAAAUUGCAUGUAGACUAGAUCUGUCCACUAAUGAAGAAUUUGUUUCUAGUUUUAGUGUUGAUCGUGAAAUGAUCAUAUUUGGAGUAUUGAUGAAUACUCAGAUGGAACCUCCUCGAUUCUCCUUGAAAUAUUAUAAAGGGAUAAUUUCUUUGAGAAUAUGUGAAUAUCAUACCUCUAAAGAUAUCGUCAAACCGACGAUAAUUGAAGACUUUAUUCUUUACAGCUCUGAUUUUUAUGUAUCUUUGAAGAGCUUGGUAGUUCUCAAAGCAAAUAGGGUUUAUGAUUUGAGAAUCUCUCAUAAAAACUGUGAUAUGAAGGGUCCCUCUUCUCUGCCCUGCUUCUAUAUGAGUAACAAAUUAACGAGCCAUAAUAAAAAAGACACAAUAUCUUUUUAUGAGACCACAGGAGGUAUUAUAAAAGGGUUGUCCUUUUACCCAGCGUAAAUGUUUGUACUCGUGUUUGUUAAUUGAAAUGUGAUAUUAUUAGUAUUUUAAUUCUUUAUAGACCUGUAUCAGAGUGAUUUUAAGAGCUGAUCUUUUCGUUUGAUAGUUUAUUGUUGACUUUUUAAGGUGGUUUUUCAAAUAAAAUAUUUAUAUUUCGA
This is a messenger RNA of Leptinotarsa decemlineata (Colorado potato beetle), 1690 nucleotides long. RefSeq lists its product as uncharacterized. Gene Ontology annotation, cellular component: cytosol. Gene Ontology annotation, biological process: neurogenesis. Gene Ontology annotation, molecular function: protein binding. NCBI's taxonomy places the organism in Eukaryota, Metazoa, Arthropoda, Insecta, Coleoptera, Chrysomelidae. The record is from RefSeq and is a predicted model, not a curated record.